CACGCGCUGCGUGAAUAGAGUCUGCGCAAUUCGGUUGUUCUCGUCACUCCGAACUUUCGGGAGAACCACGGAGGAAGGAGGGGAGAACAGCGCCAUUUUCCUGAUCCUGUGCAGUCAGCCAGGCAUCUCGAGUCCCAACUGGGAGCUGGAUCAGGAUUGGCUAGUCGUGGAGGGCGUUGAAUUUGGACUCGGUCUCUCUUUUAGUGGGCGGUCCGAAGCGGCGGUGGAGCCAUGUCAGCCACGUGGCAUGAGGAUGAUGAGGAGUUGAAGUUGGGAGGAGUAAAAGGAGGAUUGAAAGCCAAACCAAGGUUCUCCUUCACCGAGGUCAAACUGCUGCUGGAGGCGGUGAAGAGGAACAGAUACAUCAUCCUCAGGAAGUUUAACCAGGGUGUGUCGGCUGAAACCAAGAAACAGACGUGGGCUGAAAUCACCAAUCAGAUCAACGGUCUGGGAGAGAAUCACAGAGAGGUGCGUCAGAUCAUGAAGAAAUGGGCGGACCUCAAAUGUGAUGGGAAGCGACGCAUUGCAGCCAUGCGGGGUCCCAACGGCGCCACCCUGAGGAAGAAGAAACUGGGCCCAGUGGAGAAGAUGGUCCACAAGAUACUGAUGAUGAGUCCCAGAGGAGAUGGCGACAGUGAUCUGGACUUUGGAGAAGAUGAUAAUUUCUCAAAGAUGUACAGUAAAGGCCUGCCCUCAAACACUUCCCCCUACUCCUACCUCAGCUUGACAGACGGCACCCACACUUUACCGGGAGGACCCUCCUUUGACCUUUCACCCCUCUCUUCACCUGAGAAGGAACUUGGUGGAGAUCCUUUUCACUCCUCCUCUGACUUUGACCUGGGUGAUGAUGGAGAACACAUGAUGGAUUUUGAUGAAAACGAUGACUCCAUGUUCUCAUACCCUUCCGUUCUCCCGCCACCCUCCACCUCCCUCGAACCCCUGCCCGAUGACGCCCUGACGAGGGUCAAGCCCGUCUACACGUACUCCCGAAGCAACAAUGGCCAGAGCCAAACCCUCAUCCAGAACAACUCUUCCCCCUCCAACAGACCUCCACCUGGACCUUCCUCCUCCUCUGUGGCUUCCACAUCCUCUGGUUUCCGUUCAGCAUCUAAUUCAGAAGCUGCUUCGUGCUCUGCUGCUCCCCCACCAUCACAGUCCCCCACCGCCUCCAACAGGCCAGCGUCCACCCUUCCUGCUCCCUCUUCAUUCCUUCCUCCAUCAUCUUCCUCUACACCUGCUGCAGCCAAUGGUGCUGCUUCUCACCCUCCGCGCUUCUCUACCUCAGUCCCCCCACCAGCUUCCUCCACUUUUCAAUCCCCCACUGUCACCUCUGCCCCCAUCUCUUCCAGCAGCCGGCCUCCUCCAUCCUCCUCAGUCUUUCCACCCAGUCCUCUCUCCACCUCAGGCUCAAACCCAUCUGAACCCCUCCCAGCUGGAGCAUCCUCAUGCAGGUCACGGGACCAGGUGGCCCAGGUGGCUUCUCAGAGCCUGCAGCAGCAGCGGGCCAGCAGGAUGCUCCUGACCUCAGUGUCUCAGUCUCUGGAGACGUUAGCUCAGUCGGUCCAGCUGCUUGUGGAGAGCCAGCAGGAGUUUGUGCAGGAGUCCUUGCAGCUCCAGAGGGAGACCGUGGACAUCCUGAGGGAUUUCUCGAACACUGCGCUUACCAUGCUGAGAGACAAGGCCAGCAGUGGGCAGCUGGGCCACCAUCACCACCCCCGACAUCAUCCCGCCUCGCACUUCUGAAAACCUGAGGGAGAAAUGUCAGGUUUUAGCAGUACGAGGACCUUCUCAUCAGUCAGGAGUCGUUCUGAUUAGUCUUCCUGGUUGAAUCACGAGAUGAAAGAUAUUUGAUAUUCUCAGCCGCUGAGGCUGCUGGACACAAAAGCUGCUUUCCACUGGUGACACGAGCACACGCAGAAUUCGGCUCAGAGCUCAGAUUUUAUUUAUGUGCCUAAAUCCUGUUUGUUUUUCUUUUCUAAUUUUAUUUGUGUCAAAUACUAAAUGUUUUCCACACUGUAAUAAUCAGCAUUUAUGAAAGAUGGUGCUGAGCUGCUGUAAUCUCACGACUGCCGUGGACAUUUCCACACAAACCCAGAGCGACUGAGUGGAAUUACAGAAGACGAUACACUACAUGGUGCAAAGGCACGAGUUUGAUUUGAUUAUUUAACUUCCUGAGUGCAGUGGAGCACGAGAGGAAAUGAACAAAGACACGAAGGUUUCAGGAGAAUACAGAAGACGGACGAUGCGUUCGAUCUCCCGGGCGAGCUCAGAGUGGCGGUACCAAGUGCUGUUAAACUCAAUCAGCUCGACUCGGACCAGCUCCUGUCCUUUCCACUAAUCUGAAACGCCAGUGGGGUAACACCUGUGGACAGGUGGUAGUGGUGGUUUCUAUCUAUGAUGCAACAACCAGAACUUUAGUCAAUUAGAAUAAAUUGAGCAGAAUGAACCUGUUUUGUUUGGGUUACUGCUGAAUUUCGCUGCUGCUGCUGAUGAAACUUUAGCUGUAAUUGACCAGUGGACGAACUGAGUCCUUUGUCCUCAUUAAAGACAAACUGUUCUCUUUUGGUAA
Messenger RNA from Archocentrus centrarchus (flier cichlid), 2569 nucleotides. Its product is annotated as protein transport protein SEC31. The transcript has 7 exons. The coding region runs from base 232 to 1743 and encodes 503 amino acids. Gene Ontology annotation, cellular component: nucleus. Lineage: Eukaryota; Metazoa; Chordata; Actinopteri; Cichliformes; Cichlidae. The record is from RefSeq and is a predicted model, not a curated record.